AUGGCUCUAGAACUCAGGGCUUUAUGUCUAAGCAGAAACACUACAAUAGAGAUGAUAAAGGACAGGGGAUACACAACGACACAAGAGGUGCAGACCCUCGACGAGUUCCAUGAAAAGUAUCCCUUUGCCCUUACAAAGAGAUCGACAUUGAACUUUGUCUGUGUAGAUACGAACAGACCUGUUGCUAUACACUUUGGAGAGGACGAGAAGAUGGGCAAGAAAGUAUUUGAAGGGCUUCUGACGCAGUAUGAAAAGGACAACAUAUUCCAUCUGAUUCUGAUUCUUCCGCUUGCACCCAGUCCUACAGUUAUGUCGAUGAUAUCUCUGAACCCAAAGUUUUGCAUCGAGAUCUUCCUUGUUGAGGAGAUGAUAUUUAACAAGACAAAGCAUUCAUGGGUUCCUCCACAUAGAAUCCUGUCUCGAGAGGAGAAGGAGAAGGUUUUCAAUACUCUGAAGCUUGGGCCGGGAGAUCUCCCCAGGAUUCUGAAAAGCGAUGCGAUUGCUAGAUACUACGGGGCAAGGCAAGGAGAUGUUGUGGAGAUAGUUAGAAAGUCGAAGACCGCUGGGGAAUCCAUUUAUUACAGGAUUGUGGUGGAAAAAUAA
This is a messenger RNA of Encephalitozoon intestinalis ATCC 50506, 603 nucleotides long. RefSeq names its product DNA-directed RNA polymerase I. The transcript has a single exon. Lineage: Eukaryota; Fungi; Microsporidia; Unikaryonidae. Gene Ontology annotation, molecular function: DNA-directed RNA polymerase activity; DNA binding. Gene Ontology annotation, cellular component: RNA polymerase III complex; RNA polymerase I complex; RNA polymerase II, core complex. The record is from RefSeq and is a predicted model, not a curated record. Gene Ontology annotation, biological process: DNA-templated transcription. Bases 1 to 603 code for a protein of 200 amino acids.